Messenger RNA from Seminavis robusta, 1419 nucleotides. NCBI's taxonomy places the organism in Eukaryota, Bacillariophyta, Bacillariophyceae, Naviculales, Naviculaceae. The record is from the annotation of a GenBank genome assembly.
AUGAACGAUAUUGCGCAAAUCGGCAACUGGACCACAGAGGAGAGCGAGUACAUUCUGGCUUUGAUGAAAGAGUUCAAAGCUGGGACCCUUCCAAUCGCAAAAGGAACCACGCUGCGCAAGUUCCUUUCCAGGGAGCUGGGCUGCAACGUGAAUCAGAUUACCAAGAAGUUUAAGGGGACCAGCUACGAUGCCAGGAGCAAGUAUAGUGGUUCCCUCUCCUCCUCCAAGUCGCCCAUUGAGGAUCGCUUGAGACUCGACCAGCUGGAUAUGCUGAAGAAGAGAUAUCAGGAUGGUCAAAAGGACGCACCGGUAGCACCAAAGACCACCAAGAAGGCUGCUCGGGUUAUCGCUUCGGUGCAGCAUAUAUCCCAGCAUGCCAAAGCGCCACCUAUGACAACCGAAAUCACUGUGGCCGUGAUGCCUGUGGAACAAUCACCGGCUAUGGCCGCAGGUCAGCGGACUCUGCAAGACAUUGAUUGGCUGGCUUUGGCUGGGGGGCAGGCUCUCCAAGCUUUGAAUAACCAUCAAGCCAGUCCCCUGUCCACUGGUUUGAGCGGUGGUCUGAAGCAGCAGCAGCAAUCGGCCCCCGCAGCCAGUGUGACCUAUGCAAGUUUGACUGCUACCGUGGCCCCUACCCGGGAUAACUGGCAGCAGCAAACCCAGCAGACCCUAUCGUUCGGAAACGUGAACAGUGCCCCUUCCAGCAACGAGUGGGCUCAAGCUCUUCUAGGGUAUGGACAGCAGCAGCAAAGCAGCUCUGCCGCUUCGUUGUACAACAAUGCGGUUGAGCAAGCUCUCUUAGAGCGGUAUGGACACAGUGAUUCCCAACCAAGCCAUGCCGCUUCAUUGUACAGCGCUCAGUCCAACAAUGAAGUUGCUCAAGCUCUCUUAGAGCGGUAUGGACACAGUGAUUCCCAACCAAGCCAUGCCGCUUCAUUGUACAGCGCUCAAUCCAACAAUGAAGUUACUCAAGCUCUCUUAGAGCGGUAUGGACACAGUGAUUCCCAACCAAGCCAUGGAGCUUCAUUGUACAACACUCAAUCCCACAAUGCAGUUGCUCAAGCUCUCUUAGAGCGGUAUGGACACAGUGAUUCCCAACCAAGCCAUGCAGCUUCAUUGUACAGCGCUCAAUCCAACAAUGCAGUUGCUCAAGCUCUGCAAGGGUACGGAUACGGCAACCCCCAGUCGAGCAUUGCCUCUUCGAUGUACAGUACACCAUCGGACAGUGCGGUUGCCCAGGCACUCCUUGGGUAUGGAUACAGCGCUCCCCAACCAAGCACAGCCUCUUCGUUGUACGGCACUCAAUCCAACAAUGCUGUUGCACAAGCUCUCCUAGGUCACAGCGACCAAAACACGGCAUCGGCGUACAUGUCCCUCGACCCAAACGUCUUUGCUUAUUUGACUCAGGCGCCUUACUAG